Clarias gariepinus (North African catfish) is the source of this 1268-nucleotide messenger RNA. It is a transcript of the gene plcxd1.2, whose product is annotated as PI-PLC X domain-containing protein 1. The transcript has 6 exons. Gene Ontology annotation, biological process: lipid metabolic process. Lineage: Eukaryota; Metazoa; Chordata; Actinopteri; Siluriformes; Clariidae. Gene Ontology annotation, molecular function: phosphoric diester hydrolase activity. The coding region runs from base 77 to 1045 and encodes 322 amino acids. The record is from RefSeq and is a predicted model, not a curated record.
UUGUUUGGUGGUGUCAGGAUAGAGUCUAACGCUGUCCAUGCUUAUGGUGCUUUGUUUUAUAAACAUGAUCCUUUAAAUGUGUCUCAGUGAGAAAAUGGCGCCGUGUUUAAAAAGCGACAGGAAUAAUGAGGACUGGAUGAAAAGUCUACCUGAAGACCUGUGGGACAUUCCUUUAACUAACCUUGCCAUACCAGGGAGUCAUGAUGCGAUGAGCUACUGUCUGGAUAUCACCUCUCCCCUACUCCGAUCUGAGUCUGAUUCCUUUAGACUCCUGGACAGAGUUUUCUACUGUUUUACUCGCCCCAUCAUUUACAAGUGGGCUACUACCCAGCUCAUAAAUAUUGUAGAGCAACUGCAAGCUGGCGUCCGAUACUUCGACCUCCGAAUUGCACAUAAGCAGAACGACAUGUCACAGGACCUUUACUUCACUCAUGUGAUCUACACCCAGGUCACAGUCGUGGACACGCUGAACGCAGUCGCCUCGUGGCUCUCGGCCCACCCCAAAGAGAUCAUCAUCCUGUCCUGUAGUCAUUUUGAGGGCUUGAGUGAAAAACUGCACGAGGAACUUAUUUAUUCCCUGAAGAAAAUCUUUGGCUCUAAACUUUGUCCUUCAAAGGCUGACAUCACCCUGCGAGGCCUGUGGUCAUCAGGAUAUCAGGUGGUGAUCUCAUACGAGGAUCAGAGCGCAGAACAUCAUAAGGAGCUGUGGCCUGAGAUCCCGUACUGGUGGGCAAACACAGCCGACGCAGAGGAGCUUAUCCAGUACCUCGACUCGCAAAAACAGCUCGGUCGUCCAGAAGGCUUUUUUGUCGCUGGUCUGAACUUAACCGCGGACCGAUGCUUCAUCGCCUCGAACCCACGGGUCUCCCUGCAGAGCGUAACCCUGGAGCAGUGGGAGUGUGUGAGGAGCUGGCUGGAGGAUCAGAAACCCGGAGCUGACUUGACGAGCCUCAACAUCAUCGCAGGAGAUUUCAUUGGCUCGAUCCCACUUUGCUCCAUGAUUAUCGCUUUAAAUAAAAAACUGCUAGAACUCGAAGUUCCUUAACGGCGGACAUUAAACAAUAACUUGUUCAAGCCGUCUAAAUGACGUGGAACCAUGCACAGAACUUUUACACUGAUCUUUAUUAUGAAUUGUUUAUCGUUGAGCCGAGAAGGAACAGCGACCGAAACGGAGACUCUGUUAUUUUUGUACAAUUUUAUUUACUUUGCUUGUGAAAAUAACCCUGUGAUAUUUCUAACACUUUCAUAAAUAAAUAAAUAUUCUCUCA